Molecule: messenger RNA, 1937 nt
Organism: Diabrotica balteata
Lineage: Eukaryota; Metazoa; Arthropoda; Insecta; Coleoptera; Chrysomelidae
Source: the annotation of a GenBank genome assembly
GUCCAAAAACAUCGUCACCAUGUCUAGAGAAAUCUCGAGAAGACUCUCUCUGACAGCUUUACAAAUUCAGAGAGCUUAUGCAACAGAUCGGCCAUAUUCCACAGCUCUGGGAGUUGUACCUGAUGAAAUGCAAGACAAAGACAUCUACGAAUACAAGAUCGAAAAGGUGGAUCCCAUCCCCAAAGACUACAAAGAGAUUCCUGGUCCCAAAGAGCUUCCGUUUAUUGGCAAUUCUUGGAGGUUUGCACCUAUUAUUGGUCACUAUAAAAUUCAUGAAUUAGACAAAGUAAUGUGGUCGUUACACAAACAAUAUGGCAAAAUCGCCAAAGUUAGUGGUUUGAUUGGCCAUCCAGAUUUGCUGUUUAUUUUUGAUGGUGACGAGAUCAAAAAUGUUUUCAAGAAAGAAGAAGCCAUGCCUCAUCGACCAUCAAUGCCCUCGUUGCACUAUUAUAAACAAAAGUUGCAGAAAGACUUUUUCAAUGGAAAUGAAGGAAUUAUUGGAGUACAUGGUCCCAAAUGGGAGACGUUUCGGAAACAAGUGCAGCAAUUUUUGCUACCCCCAAUAACAGCUAAGAAAUAUAUCGAACCCUUAGAUCAGAUCUCAACUGACUUUAUAAAUCGAAUGGAAAACAUGUUAGAUACGAACAGAGAAUUGCCAGAUCACUUCCUGUCAGAAAUUUAUAAAUGGGCAUUAGAAUCUGUAGCAAGAGUUUCCUUAAAUAGAAGACUCGGAUGUCUAGAACCGAACCUACCUCAAGAUUCAGAAUCACAGAAAAUUAUUAAUUCCAUUAAUACGUUUUUCUGGAAUGUAGCAGAGGUCGAACUUAAACUCCCAAUUUGGAGGGUAUACAAAAAUAAUUCCUUUAAAAAGUAUAUUGGAGCCUUAGAAGAUUUCAGAACAUUGUGCUUGAAGUAUAUCACCCAUUCAAUCGAAGAAAUCAGGUCGAAAUCAUAUGACAACGUUAAAGAACAAGAUAUUUCCAUUUUGGAACAAAUACUUUUAAAAACCGGGAAUGCAAAACUGGCGGCAGUAUUGGCUUUGGAUCUCUUUCUAGUAGGAGUAGAUACGACUUCGAUUGCUGUAGCUUCCACGAUGUAUCAGUUAUCACAAAAUCCAGAUAAACAACAAAAAUUAUUCGAAGAACUUAACAGUGUUCUUCCUAGUCUUGAAUCAAAAAUUGAUAUACCUGCACAAGAAAGUAUGCAUUAUCUUAAAGCUUGUGUAAAAGAAACUCUAAGAAUGUAUCCUGUGAUAAUUGCCAAUGGUAGAAGUCUUCAGUCAGAUACCGUUUUAGCUGGAUAUAAAGUACCAAAAGGGACCCACGUGAUAUUUCCCCAUUUAGUAGUUAGUAAUGUAGAAGAGUACAUAUCGCAACCAGAAAAGUUUAUUCCGGAACGAUGGUUAAAGUCUGCACAUCCAGGAUGCCCCGAAAACCAGGAGAAGAUUCACCCCUUCGUUACGCUACCGUUUGGUUAUGGAAGAAGAUCUUGCCUAGGAAGAAGAUUUGCCGAAGUUGAAUUAAACAUUCUGUUAGCAAAAGUAUUUAGAAGAUAUAAAGUAGAAUACAAUUACGGUCCGUUGACUUAUAAGAUCACGCCUACAUACGUUCCAGAACAACCUUUGAAAUUUAAACUUAUCAAGAGAGAAACAUCUUAAACCUAUCGCUGAAGUUUUACUAAUGAUUUGAUUUCUACUUUGUAAAUAAGUAACAAUUUUAUAUACUUAUCAAACAUAUUGUUUAACAAUAAAAUCGUUAACAUUGCAAUAUUUGUAAUUUAAAAGUAAACAUUUUGAUGUGUAACAUUUAAUGUGUAAAACUUUUAUGUCCAUUUUUUGAAGAGUAAAUAGCUUUUCUGAAGUUUCACUGAUUGGAUAUAUACAAUAGUUGAUUUUAUAUUUAAUUUAAAUGUAAAUAUAAGUAACUACAUAAUUAAAU